Messenger RNA from Acanthamoeba castellanii str. Neff, 1449 nucleotides. RefSeq lists its product as uncharacterized. Lineage: Eukaryota; Discosea; Longamoebia; Acanthamoebidae. Gene Ontology annotation, molecular function: glycosyltransferase activity. The coding region runs from base 1 to 1449 and encodes 482 amino acids. The record is from RefSeq and is a predicted model, not a curated record. The transcript is spliced from 7 exons.
AUGUCCCUCAACUUCAAGGCCUUUCUCGUCUUCCUUCGCAAGAUGCUUACGUCUCUUUUGAUGCCGAGUGCAGCGGCCAAGUCUUCUUACACGCUGCCGUGCUCCGCCUUCAACUCGAUGUGCGCGGACAUGGACUCCUACACCUUGCUCGACCGCUACUAUCGCUUCUACCAGCCUCCUCGCUUCUAUCCUUCGAUCGGCCCUGCUCUCGCUCUCUACCGAACGAAGAAGGACGUACUGAAGCCUCUGGUCGCGGCCUUUCAGAAAGAGGAGUACAACGACGUGACGAUACUGCGACGAGGCCAGAAUGUCCACCCGCCGGCGGUGGGCGUGGUCUACGAUGCCUGGAUCACGAAGGCCGGCUCCGUGCUUGGCGACGACGUCUUCAUUUCCAUGUGGCCCGACACGUUCAACCUGACCGACUUCCGCCAUCAAUACUUCCCCACAGCAAAGAACCAGACUUCCAAGGACGGAGAAUGGAAGAAGGUGAAGGAGGUGGUCGUGAUAUCGCACACUCACCAGGUCAUGUUCUGGCACAUGAUGGUGAGCGAAUACUUCCGUUUGUCUACGCUUCUGCCCUACGUCCAGGCCAACGAGCACAUCUACAUCCACCUGGGCUGGCAGUUCCCCAAUCCUCUGAUCAAGUCCCUCUACGCGUUCCUGAACAUAUCCGAGGAUCGUCUGCUGUGGAACACGAAGGUGCAGGCUGAUGUGGUCUACUAUACGCAAUACGUAGAACGCAACGACGUGCCAUCGAUCGGGAUGACGCAGUUGAUCUCGCAGACUCUGCUCAACGCCCUUGAGGUGCCGGAGGACCGGCGGCUGAGCGUGCUGGCGAUCGACGAUCCGGCGAAGGUCAGUCUGCCCAAGGAGGACAUCGAAUUGAACAUCCUCUUCAUGGUGCGAAAGCCCCACGGGUGGAAGGGACGGAUCAUUCUCAACUACGACGAGGUCAAGGAGGCGAUCCUCGACCUCGUCGCCGCUUAUCCGGCGAAGCUUCAGCGUUUGUCCACACAAGACAAGGAGGACGUCGACAUCCAGGAGGACGACCACUAUCGAACGGGCCAUCUGAAGAUCAACUUCAUCGAGCAUCACGCUCACAUGAACGCGACGGAUGGGAUGAAGCUCUUCAGCGAGGCCGACAUCAUCAUGGGUCCUCAUGGAGCAGGCUUCAUCAACCUCUUCGCUGCACGGCCAGGAGCGCACGUGGUCGAGUUGAUCACCUCUCGCCACCUGAACUUGUACACUUCCGCUCGCUUGGGCCUCACCUUCCACGGCUGCAUCGCCAUGACCUCUCGAGAGGGAAUUUCCGAACAGGCUCCUGCCCCCAUCAUCAACUUCAUCGCCGACGUGAACAUGCUCACGACGAUCGUAGAGUCCAUCCUCGACUCUCGUUUUGUCCCCGCCUCCUCCCGCGCCUCUGGGGAUUCGCUCAAGGCUCAGGGCUGA